AUGUGGUAUCGCCGGUAAUAGCCGAUAAGUCAAUUGUAAUCUAAAAUAAAGUGAAAGGAAGUUUAUCCUCUCUCUAGAUCGAGAACGAAGAAGAAUAUCACUUGUUUCGUUGAGCAAAUUUUGAUAAAUAGAUAACAUUAUUAUAUGUUAAAGUAACAGAAAUUAUAUAUAUCCUUGAAAUGAGUUUCAUUGCUAAAUUAUCGCGCAUAAAUAAAGUUAUUUAUUAUACUUUUAUUAUAGUAUCUUUUUCGUUAUUAUAUCCAUUAAAUAUUGGAAAUAUAAUGUUCAUUCUAUUAUGCAUAAUUUGUAUCCAGAUUGAGAUUUAUUUAUUUAUUCAUCUAUGUAUAUAAUCCAAAAGAACAAGAGAGAGAGAGAGAGAGUAAAUUUAAAAAAUUAUUGUUUCACAAUAAGAGAUAUAUUUAAGAGAGAAAACAUUUCUCUUCGACAAAAUUUCGAUUCAAUGACAACGCCGCGUUUUGCUGUAUAAUCAUACAAUUAUUUUCACAAUCCUCGGGAUGCCCAAUCGAAUCAAAACAAGCGUUCGUUUCUCCGCGCGAACAGGCGUAAAUAUGCGCGGGAGCGCAGCAAACACAUCUUCGCGGGUACCGUGACCGACGAUGAAGAACGAACGUCCUGGUGGGAGGCAAAACUCUCUCUCUAGAGCUCAGCUGAUCAUUAAAGCUGCCGUUGGCACAGUCAAACUUUCACGCUCGGCGAUACGCGAGCUUCGCGAGCGAGCUAUACACCAACGCUAUCGAUUUCAAGGUCCGCGCUUCCGUGCUCGAUCCGGCCGCGAAGCGAGACGAGAAAAAGCGCGAGGGAGAUCCGCUGGCUAACCGCGUGUUUCGAAAAUAAAUUGUCGACAUAAAUCGAAAAGGCAAAAAUACCGACAGAAAGUUGGCUGGGUACACCAGGGGAUAGAUAUGUCGCAGUGGAAAUCGAGUCACCGUAACUGAAUUUCUUCGCGAAUCAAUUCUGAUUCGCGCUUGCUGUUUACACUUCACCGAUAGUUCUUGUGUACCGUCGACUGUCCGCAGCGAACGUAUAACUAUUCGUAUUCGAUCAUUUCAAAUUGCUCGGAAAGAUUGUUCGUGUGUGGGUGUGGCGGUCGUUGAGUUGCAAAUUUUGCGAGUACGGAUUUGAUAAAUUAUCGCAGACAGAAACGUUAAAGAGCUGGGGUAGAGAAAAUAUACAAGAAUAUAUUAGAAUACACAAUUACCUCUCUCUGUUUACAAAUUAAAUCGGCGAAGAGAAAUUAACUGCACUUCAAGAUAUAUUCAGUUUGAAACGAUUCGUUCAUUUACAUAGUGUAUUUCACGCGUGGCAAGAAAUAUCUCAAUUUCGAGAGCAAAUGAAAACAGAUGUGGUAAUGAUACGAGAAACCAUGAGAGGCGGGAAAUAGCAAUAGGAUAUUUCCAGGAUCGAAUUAUCACCACGGGCGAUCCCGCAUACGAGGCGUGCGUUAUUAGUGAAAGUCGUGUACAGUUUGAAGAUCAAGACUAGCGUCGCCGAGGAAUCGCGUGAAAGGGGUAAAGAAGGUCAGAGGAAAGGAAGGAUUAAGAGAUCUUCAUCUGGUCGGAGAAAGGAAGAGAUAAUUGAGCGAAAAUUGAGGGGCGGUCUCGACGACGUUCGAAUUUCAACGCAUGACACACACACACACAACAUCGGUAGACGCGGCGAUUUAAAAAGUUGUACGCCUUGAGAGUCGCUCGUCAUCUUCCACAGUACAAUACUUCUCCUCGAAUAUUGGAUCGGAAAAAGAAGUUCGAGUACUCUUAGACGAGUUGCUCGACGAGAGAAAGGAUCCGCGGAAGAGAUACGCGAAACCACACCAAGUUCUUCGAGAGCUAUCAGGAGCAAAAAGAUUCGCAAACAACUUCUAGAUCGGAUACUUUUGUAAAACCGCGACUUCGCAAUCGUUGUACCGGAAAUAAAAUGCAGUCGAUAAUAAAAAGAUAUUUUUAAUCGUCGAUUUUCGCAAUUUGAAGAUAUUUCAAGCGCGUCGUGAUUCAGCGAGAAUUUAAAAAGGGGGAAAAGAGAAAAACGAAGUAUUAAAGUCUCUUGAAUGUAAAAUAUAUACAUAAAUAUACAGAUCAAAAAGUGCAGUAAAGAGUGCAUACAGAGUGCAGUGAAAAGCAUCUCUGAUGCUGGAUACUCUUUUAUGUAUAAUUUUCCAGCUUUUAAGUCACAAUAGAAUCAAUUAUGAACGAAUUAAAUGUAUAUCUGUUCUUUGAAGAUGAUAACAAACCUGAUACAUGUUGGCGAAAUUUGUAGAAAAUUGAUAGAUAAACGGAUUUAUAUAAUAACACUCAGUAUAUAUAUUAUAUAUAUUUGAUAAAAAUAUUACAAUAUUCUUUUCCGCUAUAUGUUACGACAAUUGUCAUCUCGAGAUGGAUAUCAAAAAGGUGUAAGUAAGAGUUUAAUGAUAAACUUCAGGAAGAUCAUCAGCCAUCUAACAUCUUUCAGCAUUUGUAAAGAUACCGAAAAACAGGAAUUUAUGUAUCGAGGAAGAAAGCGAGAUUGAUCAAGAGGCCAACGAGAAAUAGCUUCUUACACAAUCGACAAAUUCUAUUUCCUCUCAACUAGGAGGAGAGAGAUUAGAGAAUAUUUGAUUUCCGGUUAACCUUUCAUUCGAAAAAGUCAAGAGAAUUCCAUUUAUUUAAUGAAAUCUUGCAGUACAAAGAAGAUUAUUGCAAAAGACCCCGGCAGUUCGACGAGUAAACCUGACGCACAAAGCGAGAUGGCAUCUUUCAAACCAUUCGCGCUUGCCGGAAGCGAAUGAGAAUUGAAAGAGACGAACGCGCGUAGAGUCUGGAGUGGCUGCGAUUCACUAUAGACAUUCAAAUUUCAGGCCAACUAUCUUCUUUUCGACGGUGCAUUAGAAUGACAAUGACUUGUUUAACUUGAUGAAAUCACCUGUUUACAACUCGAAAGACCGCUCGCGUUUCAGACUAUUAUAUUGGUGCGGUUUCGGGAGGGAGAGACAGAAGCGAUUCCCAAAACGCGCGAGAAUACAAGGCGGAGGAUGCGCGCGGAAUCCGCCGCAGUCACAGAGACGACCGGCGAUCGGUUGGGACGCCUUCGCAAAACGACUAUCACGGAACGAUCGCGAUCACGACGCGAUUUAUCGGUGCCGCUAAUUGGAGCAUAAGGAGAUCCGUUCACCUCGGUCAAGCGACCGGAAACGAUCCGUGGAGAGAAUACAGAUUCAUCGGUUUCUCGCUUCGUCGAUGCACAAAAGAGUUCGUGACGAGAGGGACGCGCCUUCGAGCAUAACGUGACUAUGUCCGCGGUGCAAGAUCGCGAGACGAUUGUCCCUCUUUGUUGAGAAGGUAUCGCGCGCGGUAUCGGUACCCUCGCCGCGUGAUAAAAGCGAGAAGGACGUGUCUCGGUCGAAGCGAUAAGACGAUUUCCGACGAAGAUGACGCGCCAACUCGCCCUCCUCCUGGGCAUCUUUGUGCUGAUCGAGCCCCUGCUAGGAUAUGACGUUUUAUUGGCCACCAUGGGUGGUACCAAGUCUCACACGGUGCCCUUUGUCGCCCUUGGUACGAGCCUGAGUUUGCGGGGCCACAACGUCACGCUGCUGAGCGCUUUCUCUGGUCCCGCAGCGAAUAAUGGGCUUCACGAGCUGGUGCCGUCGAUCCUCGAGGCUUACGUCGAGAACUUCACGUCCGAGUGGGAUCUGGUGGGUGCCAGAUUCCGGAAUGAGCUCCCGAUCUCACCAUGGGACGCCAUGAGGUAUGGCUGGGAGUCCUGCGAGGCAUUGUUACGUGACGCGGCGUCGACAGCCGGUCUGAAAAAACCGGAUGGCAAUCCGCGCGCGCGAUGGAAUGUCGCGGUGGUCGACGGCGCUUUUCCCGAGUGCCUGCUGGGGAUCCUCCACGGCGAGAAUGUACCGACGAUAAUGCUCAACACGGUGGCAUUGUACAGCGGAUCCAUUAUGCGCCAAGGCAAUCCGUCACCGUGGUCGGUGACGCCGUAUUUCGGCAAAGCGAUUACGCAAGAUAUGAACUUUUUCCAAAGGGUCUUAAACGUGGCGGCCCAGUUCACUUUGAAAAUUAUGCAUUGGAUCACAAUUUCCGUUUACCUUCGGCCAACUCUUCAGAAAUAUCUCGGUGAUCAAAUACCCGACGAUCUGUAUAGUUUAACGGCGGAGGUUCCUUUGACGUUGCAGAACAGUCAUUACACCGUGGCCGAUUCCGUGCCCUACUUGUCAAAUGUCGUGAACGUGGCUUGCCUUCAUUGUAGACCGGCAAUGCAAUUAAAUUCCGAUCUGGAAUCCUUUCUGCGACCUGGUUUCGUGUUCGUCUCGAUGGGAUCAUCGGUGCAGGCUUCCGGAAUGCCGGAGGCUCUACGGCAGAUCUUCGUCGCCGUCUUCUCCGCGCUACCGUACAACGUCAUCUGGAAGUGGGAGGGUGCCAAGAUUAAAGAUCUACCUGCGAACGUGAGAACGGCUGCCUGGUGGCCGCAGCAGGAGCUACUCGGACAUCCCAAAUUACGCGCCUUCGUUUCCCACGGCGGACUGUUAUCCCUCCACGAAGCAGCUUAUCACGGCGCGCCGACCCUGAUUCUGCCGGUCUUCUGCGAUCACGAUGGAAACGCGGCGCAGGCCGAAAAAUUAGGUUACGCUUUGGUAAUGGAUUUGGCCGGUAUAUCCAUUAGUGCACUUCACGAAGGUAUACUUAAAGUUGCCGCACUUCACAAUAAUUCUUAUCGAGAGGCAGCUAAAAAGCGAAGCGCGUUGCUUCGCGAUCUUCCGAUUGAUUCCAGAGAAUUGGCCACGUGGUGGGUAGAACACGUCGCCAAACAUGGAGGAGCCGAUCAUCUGAAGAGCUCGAUCAGAUACAUGAGCACGUUCCAUUAUUAUAGUAUGGACGUCGCAAUAUUUUAUAUAUCGAGUUUAAUUCUGAUAAUUUACGGACUCAAGAAAUUAUGCUGGCGAGCGGUAAUUGGUCAGGAUGUCUUCAAGAAGAAAAUAGACUAAGCUAGAUAAUUUCGUGGAAAAUCUUUCGCCAAAAUUUUAUUUAUUAUAUCGCGCAUUAAAUAUGUUUAAUUGGGACAAAAUGGGAAUUAUAAAAGAGAGACUAGUUUUUCGAUCGGCACACAAUCUUUUUUUUUAAAGAUCUCUAAUAUAUUUUUACGAAUAAGUUAUUUGUAACUGUAAUAUAAUAAACUUGUUUAAUUUAGACACAUUGUCUAUUUACCUAAAUAAUUUUAAGAAUUUAUAUAGGUACAAAUAAUAAAAUACUUUUAUGUCUAUAUAUAUUUGUUUUCGCUACGAAAUGUUUUAAUUACUAAUAUAACAGGACUUUACCGGAAGAUGUUAUAGCUGUGUGGCGACUAAAUGACAGCUACUAUAGCAGCAAUCGUGAUAUCGCUUUCUACAUUAUCUACAUUUUUUUCUAUAAAUAACAAAUUAAAUUUUAUACACAAGAUGUUCAUUAUU
Molecule: messenger RNA, 5446 nt
Organism: Formica exsecta
Lineage: Eukaryota; Metazoa; Arthropoda; Insecta; Hymenoptera; Formicidae
Gene: Ugt50B3
Product: UDP-glucuronosyltransferase 2C1-like
Exons: 8
Coding region: 3422-4984 (520 amino acids)
Molecular function (GO): UDP-glycosyltransferase activity
Source: RefSeq, a predicted model, not a curated record